This is a messenger RNA of Colletotrichum godetiae, 381 nucleotides long. RefSeq lists its product as uncharacterized. The record is from RefSeq and is a predicted model, not a curated record. Bases 1 to 381 code for a protein of 126 amino acids. The transcript has a single exon. Lineage: Eukaryota; Fungi; Ascomycota; Sordariomycetes; Glomerellales; Glomerellaceae.
AUGUGCACUUGGUCUUACCUUCACCAUCAUCAUGUUCAACCGUGCCCUCGGCCGAUUGACAAUGUCUUCCACUGGGAGUUCUGCAUAGAUGCUGGAAGAGAUUCAGAUGGCAGCUUCCAGACUCCCUGCGAUAUGGUCACUUCCAAUGCUGUCCAGAACGUUGAUUUUGAUAAUCCUUGCGCAACCGGAGGUUGUCUUAUUUCUCCCGAUUGUAGCGCUGGCAGCUGCCGUUUGCAAGAGUUGAAUGGCUAUUGGACCUGCUGUCAAUGCAGCAGAGGCAGCAACACCCUUCGCUGGUGUCGACACAAAAUGAAGAAGAGUCCAGACACUUUCUGCUACCACCGAGUUUGCAGAAAUUGCACGGCGGACACUAACACCUGA